Suillus clintonianus is the source of this 1388-nucleotide messenger RNA. RefSeq names its product DNA repair protein endonuclease SAE2/CtIP C-terminus-domain-containing protein. The coding region runs from base 77 to 1135 and encodes 352 amino acids. Gene Ontology annotation, biological process: double-strand break repair via homologous recombination; DNA double-strand break processing involved in repair via single-strand annealing. Gene Ontology annotation, molecular function: double-strand/single-strand DNA junction binding; Y-form DNA binding; damaged DNA binding. The record is from RefSeq and is a predicted model, not a curated record. Gene Ontology annotation, cellular component: site of double-strand break. The transcript is spliced from 6 exons. NCBI's taxonomy places the organism in Eukaryota, Fungi, Basidiomycota, Agaricomycetes, Boletales, Suillaceae.
AUUGACAAGUUUGGGAAUGCACAAUACUCAGCAAGUGCACCUGGCAGGUGCACCCUGAAUGCACCAAACUGUUUAAAUGUCUGCAUCAAACACCAACGACACGUCCACUUUGUUGUUGAAGAUAUCUUCUCUACAGCUCGAACUUUCACACCUCCAACACCGGUACGACGCUCUACUUGCUACCAAAGAGCGCGCCGCUACGAGGUACAAGGCCGACUACAAAAAGUGGCGAUCCUUCAAACAUUGGCUUUGCGAGAGCUCUGAUUGUGACAAAGGGCUACAUCCAUUACUGAAGGACACAAACUAUGACGCAUAUCGGAGAGUCUCUGGCAUCGACAAACGACGCAAAUUUGACGAAAUAGGUCCGGACUUAUGUGCGUUUGACAACUCAGAGGAGCAUAUCGAGUCCAAGACACUUCCUGAUGCUUUGGACAAGCAGCAGGAAGUAUCAUCGACUGUCUACGCUACGCGUGGAGAAACUGUUUCAGCCAAAGUUGAGGAGCAGCCCGCCACUGCAAUCAAACUCCCGUUACACGGACACUCUAUUGGCAAAGAUAUCCUCAACGAAGACAUAUCGGCCGGCACAUCUGUGUUACAGAGUAACAACUCAUGUCGGGAUCUGCACAAGAGACGCGGGCGAUACGCUCAAGCUACUGAUGCGACCACUAUCAAUUCACGCUUCACUAUAUGCGAGGAACGCAAUCACGGCGUAAACUACCAGUAUGAUGAAGUGGUCAAGAGCCGCGACGAGCGAAAAAAGAUGCUUGCUGACGAUUGUGAAUGUUGUCGUGGUUACUAUGAAGCUGUUGGACAGCUGCCCAAGCCUCUCCAGCAACCGCUUUGGCGUUCGCCAUCUUCAACACCUACCAAGAAACGCCGGUUUUCCUUUGACAGUCUCUCAGACCGCAAAGAAAACUGCGAAGACAUCGAGCACCACAAGAAAAGGAUAUCACGACAUCGACACCAUUGGUAUCGUGCCAAGACACCACCUGGCUACUGGGAUAUUGGAUUCCCUGACACACAAGAGACAUCUGACAUCAACCGACGUGCCGCAGAGAUGUAUGCACAGAAAUUGGGAGAGGUUGAGAGUGAAGUACGGAGUGGCAAGGGAAGAUAUGUCAAACGGAUAAUAUGAGUUAUAUGACACCGGCAGAGCCAUCAGGUAUUGCUAUGGACACACGUGCACGUCCUCGGUCUAUCAAUGUUGUCGGGUCAAUUAUUGUAUGGUACGGAGAAUGGAGACAAUUUCUGUCCUUGGUGAGGCUCCAUUGCGUGUACAGUAAUAGAGGUGGUUCUUUCCUUGUAAGGAGUAUCAUAUGGAAAGCGGGAAUGAUCAGCUUCGCGAGAGUGAUCAGCUGGAGACUAAAAAGUCAAUUGUUUGGCUCUUC